This is a messenger RNA of Sceloporus undulatus (fence lizard), 1900 nucleotides long. RefSeq names its product tRNA methyltransferase 61B (gene TRMT61B). Gene Ontology annotation, biological process: tRNA methylation. Gene Ontology annotation, cellular component: tRNA (m1A) methyltransferase complex. The record is from RefSeq and is a predicted model, not a curated record. NCBI's taxonomy places the organism in Eukaryota, Metazoa, Chordata, Lepidosauria, Squamata, Phrynosomatidae.
GGAGGAGUUGGCCUGACUCCUCUGACAAGAGACGAAGAAGGAGUGGGCGGGGUUUCAUCAAGGAGCAGCACCGCGCAUGCGCGGGUCCUCCUCACUGUGGCGCGCGCCAGGUCUCUCUUGCUGUCCGGGGAAAGGCUCAAAGGCGCGCACGUUCAGCGCUGCUAGGUUUGCACUUGCAAAGGAGGAAGGCAGAGGAUCCACUAGCCAGGGCCGGCCAGGGCGAGCCAAGCCUUCCAGCCAGCCCCCGCUAUGCGGUGCUGGUUGCGAAGGCAGGGCGGGCGAGGGGGGGCCCUGUCCGGCCCUGGCUAGAGGAAUGCAAGCUCUAGGAAUCAGGGGAUUUUCUGCAAAGGAGGGCGGCCCCUCAGAAGGAGCGGGGAUCAUCCGGAGAAAGAGGGCUUGGGAGAGAUCCCUCUCCCCCUUGGAAAGGCUGAGCCGCAUCCUUCCUGGAGAUCUCCUCCUCUCCCCGGAGAUCCAAGCCUUGAGGAGCACCGAGCAGAAGGUGCAGGAAGAAGAUGAAGCAGCAGCAGCAGCAGAGCCCUCCUCCAAGGCAGCACCGAGGCGGGCUUUCCCUUUCCAAAUAGGGGACCUGAUCCUGGCUGAGGUCCGGCGAAGGCGCGGGAUGGAGUUCAAGAAGUUGGGGAAGCUCAGCAGCCCAAGAGGAGCCCUGAACAGCAACUGGGGGGCGCUGAGGCACCAGGAGAUCCUGGGCAAGCUGCCAGGGCAGAUCUUCCGGACCUCCACCGGCCACUCGCUCCUGGUCAGGAGGCCUGCCUUGGAAGACUAUGUGAUACUCAUGAAGCGAGGACCCACGAUCUCCUAUCCAAAGGACAUUAACACAAUGCUGCUGCUAAUGGACAUCAGCCCAGGAGACACAGUGCUGGAAGCUGGUUCUGGGUCUGGCGGUAUGAGUUUAUUCCUCUCAAGAGCAGUUGGGCCUCAAGGGCAUGUUAUAAGUUACGAAGUCAGGAGGGAACAUCAUACAGUGGCAAAAAAGAACUACCAGACCUGGUGUGAUGCAUGGAGGAUAGGGCAUACUGUGGAAUGGCCAGAUAACGUGGAUUUCAUUAAUGCAAACAUUUUAACUGCAGCUGAGGAUUUGAAAACUAUAACAUUUGAUGCAAUAGCUUUGGAUAUGGUACUCCCCCAGAAUGUUUUGCCUACAGUUAUACCACAUCUUAAACAGGGGGGCAUUUGUGCAAUAUAUCUAGCAAACAUCACCCAGGUUGUUGAUCUGUUAGAAGCAAUCCGAACCAGCAAGUUAACACUUUUUUGUGAAAGGAUAAUGGAAGUGACACACAGAGAUUGGUUAGUACUUCCAACCACGUGGAAAAAUGGUGACAUUUUCCAGAAUGGAGAAUCCAAGCAAGAUUUUGACAAUGAAUCAGAUGGCCAUUGUGGAAAUGAUGAAACCUCUGAAGAAGAAAGAGAGCAUGAUGAGGCAUUUGUUUCUGACAGUGCAAAACCACCUUACAUUGCUAGACCUUACCCCUGGCAAAUUGGUCACUCAGCAUUUCUUGUCAAACUGCGGAAGUUUAACCCAGCGUAUUCAGACACUGUUCCAAACAUUACAUGCUAAUUUGAAGAGUGCAUUUCAGUAAAUAAAACUGUAAUUAUUUGCUGCCUAUUCAGUUUGGGAAAUCCCAGUUUUUUAUUUAUAUUGACUAUAUUUUUGAUACUGUACGUUUAAACAAAAUAUAUAAUUAAAAUAAUCUUAAGACAACAAAUACUUUGAAAUAUAGCUUGCAUUUCCCAGUAAUUUCCUAACUUGUUGGCUGAAGAGUUUUCUAUUCUUCAUUUCCAGUAAACCAGUCCAUGGAUUUAUCUUUAUUUGUGUAGAUAUUCUUUCCUUUGUUUGGCUUGUUACAGUCUGUGAAAAAAUAGAGAAGUUCACACACUGAAA